Messenger RNA from Aspergillus homomorphus CBS 101889, 693 nucleotides. RefSeq lists its product as uncharacterized. The transcript has 3 exons. Lineage: Eukaryota; Fungi; Ascomycota; Eurotiomycetes; Eurotiales; Aspergillaceae. The record is from RefSeq and is a predicted model, not a curated record. Bases 1 to 693 code for a protein of 230 amino acids.
AUGCAUGACUUAGAUCAAUCGCUUGACCCCAUAUACGCUUCCGGGGGGAAGGGUUCCAUGCGAUACUUCUUUCUCCACGGGGGGUAUUCUCGGCUACCAUUCCCGGACGAUGUUUCAGUCGAGGCUAAGGUUCUAGUCUCCAAUGGAUUUGGAAAGAUUGUUUUCGACAACAACCCCGAUCAACCAACCUCCCAAUAUCGAUUCAUCAACCGCGCUUUGGACUCAGUCGAUGGCAGGCAAGACGCCUACGUACCAGCCAGAGUCUUGGUAGAGACAUUACUGAAGAAUGUUUCCAUCCCCACGUUACUGCUCGCCGAGAUUCCGCCAGUCCUCCUGACCCUAGGCCGCACCGGCCUCGACCAAGCCUCCUUCCAAGACUACGAGUACCUGAAAAGCAUGCUCCACGGCCUUGUCCCGCGCUUCACGACGGCCAUCUUCCGCUUCAGCGACGCGUACCUGCCGGGCGACGCGCGCAACUUGAGCCGGGAGGUCGCCGGGCUGAUGAUGCCUGCGGCUGCGAAGAAGGACGACGGCGACCUGAAGGAUCUCCGAGGGUUUCUUGCUGUCUAUGCUAAGCGUUAUGUGCAUGAGGCGUUGACGGAGGAGGAGGUUCUGGAGCGGUGCUUGCUGCAUGUGCUGAAGAUGCCGUUUGAGUUGAGGUCGUCGGUUCGGUAUGGGCUUAUUGUGCAUUAG